AUACAAACAGCCAUUGAACACCAAUGAGGUCAUGGAUUCCAGGCAAAGAGCUUCAACCACUUGUCCCCAGUCUGGGAAGGAAAAAAAUAUCACCCCCUGAUAAGUGUGAUGCCUAAGUGAAAGGACAGGAGAAGGUUUGUUGUGGAUUUGUUCAGGCUUAAGGGGGAGCUUUACACAAAAAGAAACUGCAAGCAAACCCUGCUAGGAUCAUUACAAAAUUUUGUUUGGGUUUUUUUUUAUGGUUUCCUGCCUUGCUUCAUUGCCUACCAGUUAAAGACUGAGUCAUUCCAGAGUUACAGAACUGCACAGAGCUCGGAUUUUCUCAAGCCAAAAGCUGAUCUCCAUCCACCAAUCUGGAGCUAAACAGAGCAGCUGAGUACUAUUAAGCCCUAACUAAAGCUCCCAGGCAGCUACUCUCCCCAUUCACCUCUCGGCUACUACAGAAAUGCCUCGGGAAUACAAAACAAUCCUCCUCUGUGUUUUGACUAUCUACAUCACAUCAUUGGUGUUGGGUGUAGAAGAAACGCAGGAAUAUGAUGAGUGUGCGGACCUCAAUAACACCACCUGGCUGGAGUACCGGCAGCAGAGAGUCAAGCUACAGGUUCAGUAUCUGCUGCUGACGAGGAGAAACGUGGACUGUGCACAAAUGUUCAACCAGGAGUCCCUCACUAUAACACAGUCCUCCUACUUCAACAUCUCCCGCCCAACCAAGGUCAUCAUCCACGGGUACAGGGCUCUGGGCAACAAGCCGUCCUGGGUGAAGGAGCUGGCCCGGGCUCUGCUCAGGGCACAGGAUGUGAACGUGCUGGUGGUGGACUGGGUCUACGGCGCCUCCUUUGCCUACAAUCUGGUGGUGGAGAAUUACAAGGAGGUGGCUGUGCAGAUCUCUGUCCUCAUCAACCAGCUGCAGAAACAUGGAUGCAAACUAGAGUCCUUCCACUUCAUCGGGGUCAGUCUUGGGGCGCACGUCGCUGGUUUUGUGGGGACUCUGUUUGAGGGGAAGAUAGGAAGAAUCACAGCCCUCGACCCUGCUGGACCCAUGUUUAAAGGAGCUGACACCUUUGACCGGCUGGACCCCUCUGACGCUCAGUUUGUUGACGCCAUCCACACAGACGCUGACUAUUUUGGCAUUUCCAUCCCUGUCGGUCAUGUGGACUUCUAUCUGAACGGAGGAAAGGAUCAGACUGGAUGUGCCCGCUCCAGGUUUGCUUCAAUUCUGGUCUACUUUCCAGUGUAUGGCUAUGUGAUAUGUGACCACAUGAGGGCGCUGCACGUCUACAUGAGCGCGCUGAAUGGCUCGUGCCCAUUAAUAGGGAUCCCAUGCUUCAGCUAUGAGGACUUCCUGAAUGGACACUGUGUGAACUGUGACGUCUUCAAGGGGAGGUGUCCAACUAUAGGUUUAUCAGAAAAAAAUGGGAUAACCAUAUCUCCAAUUCCCAAAGAGCAGAAGCUAUUCCUCCUCACCACGUCUUCACCACCUUUUUGCUCUCAUCACAUCCUGCUGGAGUUGGAGGUUUCUCCCCUGGAUAAGAGUGCUGAGGUGCAGGUGAAACUGAGGACUGCGAACCUGGGGAAAGAGCAGAGGCUCAGGCUUCAGACAGAUAAAACAGUGUACAGGACAAUGUUGAGUCACGCUGCUGCUCUGUGUGAGAUCGACUCCAUCGAGGUGAAGAACACCGGAGCUCGCUUCUACAGACAGGGAGACAUCCACAUCAAGUCUGUCUGUCUCUCCGAAGUCCCCUCUCUCAGGCGAGAGGAGCCACUGUGUGUGAACAACAUCCAUAUUAGCCGAGGAGCUCCGUGGUCACAUGAUUUUGUGCAGGUGUGUGAUCUCUUCUAAAGAAAGAGAUCUACUACUCAUCAUCAUCUACAGUGAAGUCACCCACCAACAUGUACCAACAUGAACCCGUUUCACACUUUCACUAACUUGUUUAAAGGUGCAAUGUGUAAGAUUUGGCCAGAACUUUUUCCUAAAACAUUAAAAAUGAACUAACAUGAAGAAGUAACCACUCUGAUGUGAUGUCAAAGAUGUCUAUUUAUUAUGUAGCAGAGAUAUCUACUGAAGUUAGCAUGCUAACCUGCUAGCCCCGGCCUGUCCUGUGUUGUAAUACCACUUUAGACAUUAGUGAGUCACUCUAUUAUUAUUAUUAUUAUUAAACCUUUAUUUAACCAGGAAAAUCCCACUCUAGCGUCCAGUCUGUGCCCUCAGUCCAACAUGAAUGGACAAAGUAGAGCUGCCACAAGGCCAAGGCCUUUUGGUUCGUGUCACAGAAACACAAAAAUGGCUGAAUGACUUUUAUCACCACCCCAACCAUCCGCUCCUGGCAAAGGACAGAAGCGAUGUUAAAAGAUACAAAACAAGAGUUUGGUGGAAGUUUGCAUAUUAUUGCCCGACUGUUAGAUAGUAGUUGGCUUUUUUUAAAUAACUGGGAUUGUAUCGAGCCAGUAGUAGACCGACUGAAGAAAUGUAGAUUGGUUCACCACAUUACAAGCACUUGGCAUCACUGUUAUCAGAUGAGGCAAGAUUGUAAGUAUGGAAAGUUUGCUGUAUAUAUUUGAGGACAUUACAAGCUUUAUUACGCGUGUCUAACUGUACACAAUCUACUAACUGACAAAAUGCAGUCUGGUCGUAAUUCAUCAUUUAGCUUGUGUAAUCAACUGAUUUUCCAGCAUAAUGAUUCACAACGCAUUCAUACAAUUGCUGCAUAACCGUUAAGUUUCCCUCCCUUUAAGGUGAGUCCCAGACAUUUACUCAUUUAGCUGACGCUUUUAUCCAAAGCGACUUACAUUUGCUUUAAAUGUCAGAGGUCGCAUGCCUCUGGAGGAGCUAGGGGUUAAGUGUCUUGCUCAGGGACACAUUGGUGGAUGUGUCACUGUGGGGAAUUGAAUCCAGGUCUUUCACACCAAAGGCAUGUGUCUUUUCCACUGCCCCAUUACCACCCCCAACUUUCUGAAUAAAUGAGUCCUUUGACUCUGUUAAAACCCUCUCUCUUUUUCUUUUUGUUCCCAGACUCAAAUUCAUUGUCCAACAGUGAUUUCUGGCUGUAUCUCGGCCCCAGGCCUGCCCUGUUGAUACGUGUAGUACACCCACAGUUACUGUGGCGAGAAUUGUUUUCCGUAGGCCCCCCUUGAAAAACUUACCAGAAAGAUAGUGUUACCCAACAGCAUAGCGGUGAUCAAGCCCCAGACUCUCAGCCGUGCACGGUCUUUACCUUCAGCCCUGAGCAUCCAAGUCCACUCACACGAGUGCUCCGCCGUCAACGCCAAAAUGUUGUGAAAAUUUUGUUGGAAUAAACACUUCCAGGCAAA
Micropterus salmoides (largemouth bass) is the source of this 3309-nucleotide messenger RNA. It is a transcript of the gene pla1a, whose product is annotated as phospholipase A1 member A. The record is from RefSeq and is a predicted model, not a curated record. Lineage: Eukaryota; Metazoa; Chordata; Actinopteri; Centrarchiformes; Centrarchidae. The transcript is spliced from 11 exons. Gene Ontology annotation, molecular function: carboxylic ester hydrolase activity; lipase activity. Gene Ontology annotation, biological process: lipid metabolic process. The coding region runs from base 446 to 1840 and encodes 464 amino acids.